Parascedosporium putredinis is the source of this 1599-nucleotide messenger RNA. The record is from the annotation of a GenBank genome assembly. Lineage: Eukaryota; Fungi; Ascomycota; Sordariomycetes; Microascales; Microascaceae.
AUGAGCAAAGGCGACGUCGAAAUCGCGGCCCCGUCCCUGGAGCGGACCUCGGACGUCGACAAGGGCAGCGUCGCGGUUGGUCGCCAGAACCUCCAUGCCGCCGUCGCGCCCCACGCCUCGUACGAGGGAGGUCACCGAUGGGAUCCUUCCGCCACUUGGUCGCCCGAGGAGGAAAAGGCCGUCAUCCGUAAGACGGAUCUGAAGCUGCUCACAUGGCUCUGUAUCAUGUUCUUUGGCCUUCAACUCGAUCGAGGCAAUCUGAGCAACACCCUCGCGGACAAUUUUCUCGAUGACUUGGGCCUCACCACCGACGAUUACAACAACGGUACCACCAUUCAACUCGUGUGCUUCCUGGCUGCCGAGUUCCCUGUUCAGUUCUUGACCAAGCGAUAUGGCUUCAAGCACAUUCUGCCCGGGCUCAUGGUUGGCUGGGGUCUUGUCUCAACGUUCCAGUGCUUCAUCCAUGACCGCACCUCGUUCUACGUGACCCGCGCCUUCAUCGGUCUCUUCGAGGGCGGCUUCAUCCCCGGUGCCAUCCUCAUGGCCACCUACUUCUACACCUCCCGGGAGCUGUCCGUCCGCCUCGCCGCCUUCUGGUCCACCCUCAACGUCGCCCGCGUCAUCUCCGCUCUCCUGGCCGCCGGCCUCUUGGAGAUGCGCGGCGUCAACGGUCGCCCCGGCUGGUUCUGGCUUUUCCUCCUCGAGGGCCUCCUCACCGUCAUCCUCGGCCUCAUCUCCUUCAUCUGGCUGCCUCUCUCGCCCACCGCCACCAAGACUCUGCUGUGGCGCAACCCGUGGUAUACCGAGCGCGAAGAAGUCAUCAUGAUCAACCGUAUCCUCCGCGACGACCCCGCCAAGGGCCUCACCGCCAUCACCGAGCCCGCCACCUGGGCCGACGUCAAGAACACCUGGUCCGACAAGUCCCUCUGGGGUCUCUUUUUCAUCGGCCUCAUUGCUUACAUCCCCGCCACCCCCGUCCAGGCGUACCUCACCCUCACUCUCAAGCGCGUGGGUGGUUUCACCACUCUCCAGAGCAACCUGCUCACCGCUCCCUCUGCCGCGCUUCAGAUCGUCACCAUGUUGGCCCUUGCCUACAGCUCCGAGUUCUUCAACGAGAGAGCCUUCCACUGUCUCUUCGGUGAGCUGUGGUGCCUUCCCCUCUUCACCGCGCUCCUCACCCUACCAGACGGUGGCCGCGAAUGGGGACGUUUCUCCCUCGUCACCCUCAUCUCCGGUUACCCCUACUUCCAUCCCAUCGUCAGCUCGUGGAUCUCAGAAAACACCUUUGACGUCAAGAAGCGAGCUAUUGCCGCGGCUACGUAUAACGUCAUUGUUCAAAUUGGAAGUUUGAUUGGUAGCCAGAUCUACCGCAAGUGGGAUGCCCCGUACUACAAGACGGGCAACAAGGUCCUGGUUUCCAUCCUUGCCCUUGCCAUCGUCACCUUCAUUAUCCAGCGCCAGUGGCUCAUCCACCUCAACAAGAAGAAGGAGAACGCUUGGGACGCGAUGACGGCCGAGGAGAAGCUUGAAUACCAGACCAACCAGGAGGCCCGUGAGAAGGACGGAAACAAGCGCCUGGACUUCCGAUUCCAAUACUAA